AUGUUCAUCAACCAGUUAUCGGCACUGCAGUUGUUGAAGCUUCCAACAUCCCACCUUGGGACGAUCAAACAACGAGAUUGCGAGUCCCUGACCGAUUAUAUCACCAGGUUCAUGGACGAGCACGUUAAGGUGCUAAACUGCACCGACGAGAUGGCAAUAAUAUACUUCACCACCGGGUUGAAAGGUAGAAACCUAGUGAUGAAGCUCAGCAGCAAGCCAGCUACCUUGUUCAAUGAGCUACUCACUCUCGCAGGGAGGUACAUCGAUGGCCUCGAGCUCUGGCAGGCCAACGACGGCAAACGCUAUAGUAGUCGAGAUGACAAGUCUCAGAAGAAACGGGGCGAUGAUCGUACUUCAAGUCGCCUACCCGAGGAGAAGACUUCCGAGCAACGUAGUGACGCUCGAACUGAAUCAAAAAAUACGCCUCAGUUCGACAAGUACACGCCGACCAACAGACCCAUAGCGGAAAUUCAUGCAGUUGUGGAGGAAGGUGGAUUUGAGAAUUUACUCUCACUGCUAGGAAAGAGUCGCAAGCAGAGCGGUAAAAAGGAUAAGACGAAGUACUGCCGGUUCCAUAAAGACCACGACCACGAUACCUCGACCUGCUAUGCACUGAAAGACCAAAUUGAAGACCUCAUUUGA
Molecule: messenger RNA, 642 nt
Organism: Momordica charantia (bitter melon)
Lineage: Eukaryota; Viridiplantae; Streptophyta; Magnoliopsida; Cucurbitales; Cucurbitaceae
Source: RefSeq, a predicted model, not a curated record